UGAUGACUUCAGUUCCUGUGUAUUCAUUUGGUUUCAUUUGCUCGUUAGUUUUCAACUCAUCAGACAUCUCUCUUUUUUUUACUCUUAUUUUUCCUACAUCUGUAUUUGUGAGAGUGAUGGCGUUAUAUAAAACAUCUGUGUGGGGAGCAUUUUCCAUCCUUUAACAUCUUCAGAUGAGUUCACGACAUCGACGCAAAUAGGAAUACAUCAGACUUGGUCAUGGAAAGGAUGCAUUACGACUCCAUUCUAGACCGAAGCAAACGCAUCACGUGGCAGGAUGACUGCUACAUGGAUCUUCAAUCUACGUCCUGCUCUGUCUCUUCACAAGCAGAAGUAGAAGAUCUUAGCUGGAUUCAAAAGCAUCAAGACCAGUUGCAACGCUUCACUACAGCCUCCUUUCUGGAUGGAAUGUUAACCCACCUGAGGAAAGUGGAUGUGCUGAGUUCAGCUGAGGAGAUCAAAAUCAAGGAAGCAGGCCGGCUGCAGGACCAGAUUAACAUGUUUCAAACUAUAGCCACUGGCAAGGAUUCUAAAGGCUCUGAUGUCCUCCAGGGUUACAUAGAGAGCUCAGAUUCUCAGGUGGCCCAGCUCAUCAUAAACCAUGAUAACAUGGUGAAGGAGCACCAGGCGGUGCUGUUACAGCGAUAUGAGCAGUACAAAGACAGAGAUUCAGUCAGCUGCCCCAAACUGAAUAUCUCCUCAAGAACCUUACUUCUGGUCGACGGACUUUCUGACCUCCAGCAAAAGGAACAUGACCUGAUGCAGGUGGGGGCAACUCGAGGAGGGAAAAGAAAUCAUCUCAGACAGCUGGGGCUGGCCAAACUUCUGGAGCCCUUGACCCGGGUCAGUUUGCCUCCCAGGGUUUCCCUCACAGUUGGGGUGGCUGGUAUAGGUAAGACCACUUGGGUCCGACACUUCAUCCGACAGUGGAGCCAAGGAGCUCUUUGUACAGAUGUGAGCUUCGUCUUACCUUUUACCUUUUGUGAGCUGAACUCGCUAGAAAAACUUUCAGCUGAGAGGCUGGUGAAAAUGGCUUUUCCUCAUUUAACAGAUCCUAGUCUAGUCUUGAACAGCUCCUGCAGGACACUGCUCAUAUUUGAUGGUUUGGAUGAAUUCCGCUGCACUUUAAACUUCUCUGAGGCAGCACCCUGCAAUGAUCCAAAGAAAGAAGUGUCCAUUGACGACUUAGUUACUAACAUCAUCCGAGGGAAUCUGCUUCCUGAUGUAGCAGUGUGGGUGACUUCCAGGCCAAGAGUAGCCUCGCUCAUUCCUGGAGGACUGGUCGACAGGGUGACGGAGAUCCCGGGAUUCAGCCCGAAGGACAUCCAAAUCUUCCUGGACCACCACUUCCCAGAGAGGGAUUUUGCCAGCAAAAUAUGGGCACACUUGGAAUCCCAUAAGAUCUUAAUGGUGAUGUGUUACAUUCCAUGCAUUUGCUGGAUGGCAGCUGAUACUCUAGUGUACAGCAUGCAGAGUGGAAGACAGGAAAGCCUCCCAAAAACUUGUACUGAGCUUUACACCCACUUUUGUUGUAUGAAGGCAGAAGUAGGUGAACCAAGAGGCAGGGAGCCUGUGAAAAUGGAGCAGCUUCAUGGGAGCAAUCGUAAAUUGCUGGGGAAUCUUGGACGAUUGGCAUUUUAUGGGCUCCUCAAACACAAGUACACUUUCAGUGAGCAGGACCUCAGGGCCUAUGGGAUAGAUCUGCUCUUAGCUCAAAGCAGCCUUGGUGCUGGAGUCCUAAUCUGCGAAGAGUCGCCCAUAUUCACAACAUAUCGAUUCACUCAUUUGACUCUGCAGGAGUUUCUUGCAGCAACUUUUUACCAUGUCUCCGCCAAGCGGGCCAUCUUUGACUUGUUCUCAGAAAGCACCAUGUCCUGGCCCAAGAUUGGUUUUCAGAACCACUUUAGAAGUGCAAUUCAGCAUUCACAGCAAGCUGAAGAUGGCCACCUGGAUGUAUUUGUGCGCUUCCUGACAGGCCUGCUGUGCCCAGUGGCACAGAAACCUCUCAGUGGGCUUUUGGCCCUCGGAAAAGAUGAUGGCAAUCAGAAGGGCUGGGCAGCAGGAUUUUUACAAGGCCUCUUGGUCAGCGGGGGUCCCGUGGUGUCCCUGCGUGCAGUCAACCUGGCUUAUUGUUUACAGGAGCUGCAACAUACAGAACUGCUGCGAAGUGUAGAGGAGGAUUUACGGCUUGGUAGCCUAGCAGGAAAAUUAACACGGGCUCACUGUGUUGUGCUGGGCUACCUGCUGCAUGUGUCUCCAGAGUGCAGCGAACAGACCAACCUGACAGGCUCUUUGAGCUACACCAUAGUGAAAUGUUUGCUCCCGCAGCUGCUGUACUGCAGCCAUCUCAGGUUGGAGAAUAAUAACUUCAAAGAUGAUGUCAUGGAAUUGCUCGGAAGCCUCCUGAGUGCCAAAGACUGUCAUAUUCAGAAGAUAAGUCUGGCAGAGAAUGCUAUUAGCAACAAAGGUGCCAAAGCUUUGAGUCGAGCCCUUUUGGUGAACCGGACACUAACUUCUCUCAAUCUCCGUAACAACAACAUCAGCUCUAAAGGUGCAAAGUUCCUGGCAGAAGCUCUGAAAAUGAACCAAGUCCUGGUAUCACUCAACUUCCAGAACAACGCCAUUGAGGAAGAAGGUGCUCAGGCCCUUGCAGAAGUACUGCAGUGCAACCGCAAACUGGUGUCUCUGAAUUUACGAAAGAAUAAGAUUGGAGCAGGAGGAGCCAAAAGGAUUGCAGAGGCGCUGAAGACAAACCGCACUCUCACAGAACUGAUUCUUUGUAGUAACCAGCUUGGGGACAGAGGAACAAUUGCUCUGGCAGAGGCUUUGCCACACAACCACACUCUGCUCUCACUUCAACUUCAGAGUAACACAAUCAGUAACAGAGGGAUGACAGCUUUAACAAAAGCACUUAGGCUGAACCAUGGCCUUGUCUCCUUGAAUUUAAGGGAGAACUCAAUCGGGGUGGAGGGAGCAAAGAACAUGGCCCACGCACUCUAUGAGAACAACUCUCUACAGGACCUCGAUCUCACAGCCAACCUGCUGCAUGAUGAAGGGGUUCGAGCUAUAGCUGGCGCAAUCAAAUGUAAUCAAGGCCUCACGUCUUUGCAUCUCCAGUGGAAUUUCAUCAAGUCUUCUGCCACUAAGGCUCUGGCCCAGGCCCUGCGCUCCAAUGCCACAAUGCAGCUCCUGGAUCUACAGGAGAAUGCUAUUGGGAAUGAAGGUGUCAUUUCUCUUGCUGAAGCCCUGAAAACCAAUGCGUCUCUUCGCACAUUAUGUCUCCAGGGGGUCUCCGCAGGCACAAGUGGUGCCAUUGCCAUGGCAGAGGCUCUCAUGUCCAACCAAACCCUGCAAACACUGGAUCUGCGUGGGAACACUGUAGGGAUGGAGGGAGCCAAGGCUCUGGCUAAUGCAUUGAAAAGCAACAGAAGCCUCAAGUCACUGAACCUGCAGGAGAACUCUCUGGGUAUGGAUGGAGCCAUAUUCAUCGCCACAGCCUUGAAGGGAAACCACCAGCUGACAUACAUCAAUUUGCAGGGAAAUGGCAUUGGGGAAUCUGGAGCAAAAGUCAUAUCUGAUGCUAUAAGAGCCAAUGCUCCAGGAUGUGUAGUGGACAUCUGACCAAGGAAAGAACAGCUUUUACUGAAGGUCAUAUAUGUUGCAAAUAAAUAACAUUAGACUAUGUUAUUAUACUGUCAGUAGAUGUAAAUGAUGUAAUUUAGUUAAAUUUUAGAUCUAUACUGACACAGAAAAUCGCUGUAACAGUCAUUCUACUUAUUCUAUUUUUGGCAAGAUAUUUUUUUAUUUAUUAUGACAAUAAAUGAUUAUAUUUGUGUUAAAGAAGCAGUUGCCUUAAGAGAUGUUUGAAGGAUAUGACUAUAGAAAACUUAGAGCUGCAGCAAUGAAGCUACAUCCUUCCUUAUUUGUCCUAAUUACAAUGUCAUUCUAUACAUUUGCUUUA
This is a messenger RNA of Monopterus albus (swamp eel), 3961 nucleotides long. It is a transcript of the gene nlrc3, whose product is annotated as NLR family, CARD domain containing 3. Bases 220 to 3621 code for a protein of 1133 amino acids. Gene Ontology annotation, molecular function: protein binding. NCBI's taxonomy places the organism in Eukaryota, Metazoa, Chordata, Actinopteri, Synbranchiformes, Synbranchidae. The transcript has 19 exons. The record is from RefSeq and is a predicted model, not a curated record.